Molecule: messenger RNA, 20066 nt
Organism: Amoebophrya sp. A25
Lineage: Eukaryota; Dinophyceae; Syndiniales; Amoebophryaceae
Source: the annotation of a GenBank genome assembly
AUGCCGUGGUACUUUGAGGCUGCUUUUGUGCGCCACGUGCCUGACAAGAGGGAGACGCCCAUGUGGCACCAGUUGGCUAAGAGUCCGGUUUGCUUUGAGAACGAGAAAAUGCAAUCCACAUCCGACACAGCUGCGUACGAGAUCAGCAGUGCGGACUGUUUUUUUGUGUUCGACUUUGACAUUACGUGGCGACCUUUACUUUUUUUUCGUUCAGCCGCGAAAACCACGGUCAGCGUCAGCAGAGAGGCUUUUCGAGCAGCGUCAGCAGAAAUCACGACCACGGAAGCUUGUGGAGUAGAUGUAGAAUACGUUGACUCUUCAUUCCUAUCGAGUCGUGGCGCCGUUGUAAACGUGGCUUCAUCUUCUGCUGGAUCGGAAAGCGCAUCUCGUGAACUUGAUGGCGGCGCUUUCCAUCCGAACUUGCCGCCUAUACGACCUCUCCCUCGCUCAACAGUCGAAGUCGAAGAGCCAGAAGUCGUAGAUGAUGAGACUGACGACACUAGAACUCCGCAGCCACCUCCUACCAGCUUCCUCUACGUAGCAGAGCGGCAAUCUAGUCUCGACGACACCACUCCGAAGGAACGCGCGCCCAUCAUUACUUACGAACAGCUGAGGGGGUUCCAGGCUAGAGUGCGGUCCAUCAUCGCCGGCGGCGUCGCUAGUCGUGAGCAUACCCUUGCAGAAUUAACAAAGAAGCUGCAAGCGUGGCGCGAUUGUUCAAAAGCGGCCGAGUACGUAAAGCACACUGUCUGGGACCGGGGUCCGCUGCAGUCGCCACGCGAUGGCGCUAUUGGCAUUCCUCGAGACCGCGACAUUUGGCCCACGCGUCAUCGCGUCUGCAGCGAUGUGCUAAAACGUGGAAUGAAUACCAUGCACGAAAGAGACCAAUUUGGUCCACGUGGCUACAAGGACCCUCCUACCUCCGCAGCUGCUGCAAAGUCUCCAGAAGCAGAAAGCGCCACUUUGUUAAAACAGCUCGAUUCUCUGCGGGAGGCGUUAGUAUUCGUGGAACGGCUCUCGACCGAGUGGAGUAUGCAGGCAGUGAUCGCCGACCCGUCACCCGCGGAGGCUGGCGCGUCCGACAAUGAGUGGCCACUCUGCGGGGCGCAGAAGAUUGCGAAAGGCGGCGCACGGGGAAACUUGUUGAAACUGGAGCCAUCCGCGAACGUUUCACCCCAAGAAAAUAGAGGGAUGCGCACGCGUGCGAGCCAGUUCGGCGAGCGCGUGAAGGUAGCCGCGCCUGAACAGCAGCUUUCUGAUCAAGCAAGUGUGGUAGUAAAUGCGCCAGUAGGCUUGCGCCGUCAUUGGAGGAGGUGUGAAGCACGGGGAAUGCGGAGCCGUGAAGCAGAAAGUCUGAUGGACUUAGUGGACGCGGAGGCUUUUCUAACCCGAAAUGCGGUGUAUGUCACGCAUGAGUCGGAGUCGGAGACGAUGCCGCGACCUAGAGCGGAUUCGGAAAUGGUGAAGAAGGAGAAGUGGACCAGCCUGGACGACCCUAGUUCGGACUGGAUACGCCGGGGCGACUGGAGUGACACGGACUACUUCAACUCCAAAGGACAGACGGAGAAGGCGUUUGAACAUACAGAGCUGUCGGAGGAAGAUCCUGCUCCGGGUUUUUCACAUGUGAAGGAGGCGCUUCGGUCUCCUCGCCGUUCGUUCGCGCAGUCCUUGCACCUGGCACACCGAACGGCGAAUUCUUGGCAAGACUCUGUGCUUCAGCAAGCGGCGGGGCUGAAAGAAGAGGACGUAGUGCUAGACUCUCACAAUGGAGUUGCAGGAUCCGAAGGAGGCGGCAGAGAGAAAACGAAAAGUGAGCCAGCUACGAUUGCAGAGCGCGAGCGGGUCGACAUCUUCGCGACGGCCAUGCGGCCAUUGAAGUGUGGCUCCUUUGCAUCACAGUCACUUCCGCCGUUCGGCAGCGCGGUAAGUAGCUACGCUGCCUUGUCAGGCUGCCUGCAACACGACCAGCCAGUGAGCAUGUGUGCCUUGGGAUUGUACGCCAGGUCACCCUUUUUCGUCAAUGAUGGCAACGAUGAACAGGCCUUGUUCGAGUAUCUAGUCGCGGGGAAUUUUGCGACGGACCUUGCAGCGAUAGCAGGCGCCCGACGACCGGCGAGUGGAGAAGCGAAGGUGGUCAGCGACGUUAGAUCAGGAGAACACGUAGCGUCGGCACUUGAGACGCGGUUCGUGGCUUUCUUCCGUCAUGAAGUCCUGGAGCCGCUAGCCACUGUAGUCCCACGAUCGCAACGACGCACGUCUGCUUCUUCGCUGAGCAGGGUCGAAAAGCUGUUCUUCGCCUCGUCAGAUGAUGAUGGUGGGAGUGGUUCCUGUGAGGAGGAGGGGAGCUUCGACCCCGUUUCUACUUCUGUCGAUGAGGGCUUCGAUUUGGUUACGCAUCUGAGCAGGCAGGGCAAAAACGUGAUUUACCUCACCUUUGUUUGCGUCAAGGCAGUCUCGGCGCUCACUGCCUGGACAGCAUCAGCAACACGGGAUCAAACUUUGCCUGCGGAAAUUGAGCGGCGGCUUGCACACAUCUACAACCGACUGGAGGAAGACCUGUUGCUUCCCAUCCUGCGACUAAUUUUGGGCGUGAUUAAGGCGCUAGCGCGCUGGAGAGAGAGCGAAGGCGGAAGGACACAGCAAGUGGACGAGCGCAGUUUGCGGCUGAUCGCUCUGUGCACUCCACUCCAAAAAGUUGUCCUGUACUCGCUCUCCUCGCUUUUCGAGCACUGUGCCAAGAAUCUGAACACCGUAGCAGCAACAGGAGCAACAGAACCACCUACAGAAGACGGACAGGCUGCUGCUGAGAACAAGCAAAACGAACUCCACGACGUCGCCACGAGGAAGUACAAAAACUUGAGAGCGUUUGCUUUCGAGUCCCGCGCAGCAGCGUGGGCGCCAGCGAUUGCGGAAGUGCUGGCGCCGUUGCCAAGCAUGCUGGAGACGUCGUCGCUAAGGGCCGCCGGCCUGAGCGUAAGGCAACAGCUUGAGAUGGAGCUUCAGCUGGAGCGCACGCGACUGCUCUGGGAGAGUCACAUAGAGGACGCAAGCGAGCGCUCGAACGACUCGCUUCACAACGAGGCCUAUUACAAGUGCAUAGUCGGAGACGGUGACCGAGACGAAGAAGCGAGAUCUGCACACCUCAUGAGUACAACCAAAAUCCUUCCGCUUGGUGCCACCGCGUUGAGGAAGCGACCCUUUCUGCGGGCGGUGCGCAGAGCCCUCGCCUUAGAGCUGGCAUUGCCACUGCUUCCCUUAGCAGAGGAGACGGACCAAGACAGACUGAGGAGAGCCUGCAAAACGAGUGAAGGAGGAGGUAGAUCUUAUAUAUGUACCAGGGAGGGAGGCCCCCCCUGUGGAUGGAUCUGUGGUGGACCACGCCAGAGGGGUCCAGCCUGGGCACCUUUGCCACGUCUGUCGAGGGGCUGCCAGGCGGGAAGGCCUCAAAGCGCCCACUUCUGACCCCUUCCCGCUUCUUGCCUAGGGGUCAUCUUGUUGCCUGUACCCUACAGACCUGGCAAAGGUGGCAAAGGCAGGGCCCAGCCUUCCCUUGUCACCUUUGCCAGGUCUGUAGUGUUGGGCACAUGCAACACGCCAGAGGGGUCCAGCCUUGCCACCUUUGUCAGGUCUGUAGGGUACACGCAACAAGGCAGCGGGGCCCUGCCUUUGCCAGGUCUAUAGGGGGGGCCUGCCUCCCUGGUGCAUAUUUGCGCCAGGUCUGUAGGGUACACGUACAGGCAACAAGGCAGCGGGGCCCUGCCUUUGCCACCUUUGCCAGGUCUGUAGGGUACAUGCAACAAGAUGACCCCUGGGCAAGAAGCGGGAAGGGGUCAGAAGUGGGCGCUUUGCGGCCUUCCCGCCCGGCAGCCCCUCGAAAAGAGGGGCCGGGGCUGGCAGGCCCCCCCUCAAAAAGUUAUGGAUCGGGGGGGGGCCUCCAGCCUGGAGCCUUGGAACAGAUAUACGAUUCAAGGCUGGACGGUGCCCCCCCCUGUGGUCUGGUCUGUGGUGGCGCGCGCGCGCGCGCUUUUCCGCGCGGGUUUUCGCGGAUUCUAGUGGUGGAAGGCGUCAAAACUUGGCGUGGGCGUCCCCUUGGGCCUCUCAGCGUGUUCCCGAGGGACCUCCUGGCCUCUGCUGACCCUCGCAGGCGGGAAGCCUCUGGGGUAAAAGGCCGCCGAAGGCGGCCACGGUCGCAAGAGCAAGCAAGCAGGCGACCAAGGGCCCGGAGGGUACAGGCGGCACGGCUCAGGGGGUCCAGCGCCUCGCCCUUUGCCGCCUUCGGGGGGCUUCCACUGCUGGCGCACUGCUACGGCGGUGAAGCCUAGCGGAUCGGAUGCACCUAGGGCACAGACAGGCACCUGGACGGGAGCGCAGGCGGUCCCGUGGGCCCUUUUUGAAGCCUCCCACGGCACCAUCAUCGGAGGCCCGUAGGGAACAGCCAGGCAGACGGCAGGGAGCGUAGAGGGGAGGCAGCUUGGCCUCGUUUUGAGGCCUUCCACCCCUGGCAGAUGCCUUAAAAAGGGGCCCAGGGCGCGCGGUGCCUUCCCGCAAGGGGGGCCGAACGCCCUAGAGCUGUCCAAUCCAAAUGAGUCCCACCGCAUACUCUCCCCUAUUAUCUAAGGGCGGUUCUUGUUGCUCUCUUUGAUGCGUCACGCGUCAUGCCUCCCACGUCACGCCGCACAUGAGAGGCGUGGCGCGUCACAUGAGAGGCGUGACGCGUCACGCGUCGCCCCGAAGCCACGCAUCACGCGCCCACGGAUCUAUCACGGGCCCGCGGAUUUAUCAAGGAUCCACGGAUCUAGCAAGGAGCCACGGAUCUAUCAAGGAUCCACGGAUCUACCAGCCCAAGGGCUCGCGGAUCUAUCAAGGGCUCGCGGAUCUAUCAAGGACUCGCGGAUCUUUCAAGGGGCCGCGGAUCUACAUCUAUCAAGGGUCCGCGGAUCUAUCAACGGCCCCCGGAUCUAUCGAGGACCCCUCCACGGAUCUAGCAUGGAUCCGCGGAUCUCUCAAGGAUCCGCGGAUCUAUCAAGGAUCCGCGGAGCGAUCGAAGACCUGUGGAGCGAUCGAAGGUCCCCGGAUCUUUCAAAGAUCCCCGGAUCUAUCGUACUAUCAAAGAUCCGCGGAGCUAUCAAAGAUCCGCGGAGCUAUCAAAGACCCGGGGACCUAUCAAAGGUCCGCGGAUCUAUCAAAGACCCACGGAUCUAGCAAGGGUCCGCGGAUCUAUCAAGGAUCCGCGGAUCUAUCAAGGGUCCGCGGAUCUAUCAAGGGUCCGCGGAUCUAUCAAGGGUCCCCGGAUCUAUCCGGCAUCCAUCCCCGGACCUAUCAAGGACCCACAGAUCUAGCAAGGAUCCGCGGAGCGAUCGAAGACCCGUGGAGCGAUCGCAGAUCCGUGGAGCGAUCGAAGCUCCCCGGAGCGGAUCUAUCAAAGACCCCCGGAUCUAUCAAAGCUCCACGGAUCUACCAAAGACCCUCGGAUCUAUCAAAGACCCGCGGAUCCAUCAGGGGUGGGGGUCCUUGACUCAGAGUGAGAGGCCCACCUAACUAAACUCGCAGACGCUUACCGUAGCGCAUUCCGACGCAGCUUUCUAAUGCAAUUAGAGGCGCGGCAGUACGAUAAUCAACGCCCGCGCUCAGUGUCGGGCGGUAAUGUAAAAACAACGAAGACACCGAGAAGCGGCCUACGUACUUUCUAUCUGCCACUUGGCUUGCCUUGACUUGAGGCGCCCACCGAUCAGGCGGAGCGGGAUUCUGUCUAUCCCUUGUCUCCAUAAUCUUCAAGGGGGUGCCCCUCUUCAAAGGAUUAAAAGACCCCAACUCGGCCCCGCAGCUACUUUCUGCCACUUCUGGACACUGGCCACGGCGAUUAGCUGGCGGCUCGAUUUAGAUGCAGAGCCGAGCGCGCGAGCCCGGCCCCAGGGCCCAGUGUAGGCUGUUGGCAGUUCUCUGCUUCCAGCCACAUUAGAGAGCUUCACGCAAGGGCAAGGGGGUGUCUACAAUUAUCAAAAUCAAGCCCCUUCAGCUUGUUGCUGCUUGCGUGCUGCGUGACGCUUGCAAUUGAAUGCAAACGCCUCACUUUCCUGAAGCUCUGCGCGUGACGCGGUGGGUGUCACACGUCACGAAACAGCUCUACGGCGUUCAAUAGGUUCCGCGGUGCUUGCCUCCCCCACGCUAGGGGGGGCACCGUCGCCCCGCGCCCUGGGACGUAUAUUAGUACUUAUAGGGUUAGCAAUAAUUUGCGAAAUCCUUAAGAGACUCCUUUAAGUGGCUUCCUUAAGGAAAACCCUUUUCCUUAAGGAAUUUCUAUUACGAAAAGUUAUUAUAACUUUCCUUAAGAGAAAAAAAAUUCCUUAAGGAAGCUCCUUAAGGAAAAGUUGUAAUAGCCCUUGGCUAAUAUUAGACCCUUCCUUAAGGGAUUGUUCGCAAGGACUCGCAAGGCUCUCUAAGUAAAGCCUUUGCGCUGCUAGUGCUACGAGUGGAAAGGCACCGCGAACAUGUUAACGCGUUCGCGGCUGUUAGUUUGUAGGCUACUCACGUACCCAGCCACAUCUGCAGCAGGACACUACGCGCCCACCCCUAGCGAAUCGCCCCAACGAACUUCCAGCCGCUACCCUUGUUAUUUAAUUAUCGCCCAGCGCCUUUACUUUUUUUCAAAAACUUCAGGGAGGUCAUUCAAAUACAGAGAAAACGGAACGACCCCCCUGAAGUUUUUGCAAAAAAGUUAGCUCGCCCCCCUUCCGCGACUACCUUCCGCACACAGCAAUCGACCACAGGAGCGCGCGGCAGCCCUUGGAGAUGGUUAACCAGUAUACUUCUAACCAGCUCACCAGGGUCCACCCUUCAGCCAUGCAAGUCCUCACGGCUAUCAUUCUCACAGACAUCGACAUCCUCAACGGCUUCGACUUUGACACACAGCGAUGCACAUCUUUGGCCUUCUCAUGGAUAUGAUGAUGCUCACCAGGGUCCACCCUUCAGACAUGCAAGUCCUCACGGCUAUCAUUCUCACAGACAUCGACAUCCUCAACGGCUUCGACUUUCACACACAGCGAUGUAUAUCUUUGGCCUUCUCAUGGAUAUGAUGAUGCUCACCAGGGUCCACCCUUCAGACAUGCAAGUCCUCACGGCUAUCAUUCUCACAGACAUCGACAUCCUCAACGGCUUCGACUUUCACACACAGAGAUGUAUAUCUUUGGCCUUCUCAUGGAUAUGAUGCAUGACGCUCACCAGGGUCCACCCUUCAGACAUGCAAGUCCUCACGGCUAUCAUUCUCACAGACAUCGACAUCCUCAACGGCUUCGACUUUCACGCGCAGAGAUGUAUAUCUCUGGCCUUCUCAUGGAUAUGAUGACGCUCACCAGGGUCCACCCUUCAGGCAUGCAAGUCCUCGCGAAGCCGUUGAGGAUGUCACCUCCCCAGCCUUCCCUUCUUUGACACAGUGGGAGCCAUCUUCCCAGCCUUGGCGAGCAGACUUGGCGACUUUUUUCGUUUGUCUUUCUGUCUCUUAGUAGUCAAUCUGUCUAGUUGUUAACCUAUGCCCGGCGCAGCGGGCCCUUGAUGGGCCCGCUUUCUGGGCAUGUAUAGAUACCGUAGAGCAUUUGGUGAGAAGAUGGGCGCUGGGUUGCAUGGAUGGCAAUGCAUUUGCAUAGCAUGCACAGCAUGAGUCGAAGGGGGUCAGAGCGGGACUCUCUUAAGGGAGCGAAACCGAAACGAGGACGAAAGCAAACUGAUGGCGUGGUCUAAAGGCUUUUGCUGCGGGUUGUUCUUUGCUGCGGGUUGUUUUCUGCUGUUGUUGUGGAGGCUUAGCGGCGUUUGUUUGUAAUGGGUCAGCUGCUCUUUGCAUUCGUACAGGCACAGCCAGCCUUCUUUAGCCGCCCCCCCUCCUCAGUGCAGCUGGAGCACGCCGAGCGCCUGCCCUGGAGCUUGUCUGCGCUUUCUCUCAAGUGAGAGAUCGGGCCUGCAUUAUCUAAAUAACCCGACUAGCUUGCCUCGGCUCUUGACUUUCUUACUCGCUUGCUCCUCUCUUGCGCACACAGGCCCCGGCGCUUGUGCUGCUCUUCGCUUGUGUCUGGGGCGAGGUCGCAGUGGGGUAGUCGGUUGCGUUUGUGUUCGUUGUGCCGUUGCGUAAUUCCUCAGCGAAGAACCCCGGCACUGCGGGCGAAUUAUGGCGCCCGAAGGGCGCUGCGAAAAAUUUAACGUUUUUGGGAUGCAUGGCCCAUCUGUGCCCUGCUUGCAUGCCACGCAGUCCACAACUUCAAGAGGGAGGCAGCUCUCUGAUAUAGCAGAAAACCCCGGCAAGGACUGCCAAAACCUGGACAGUAUUCAGCCUCUUCGGGCAUGGUAUGAAUCUGCAGAACACUCGCCGCUUACUGCGCUCCCUCCAGCAAAACCCCCCCGCAAUUGCGAGCAAAGAACCGCGGGCACCCUCCAAGCCCCCGCGCCCCUCCAAAAUCCCCCCGCACACGUCUGCAGGCUGAUGCUUGCGGUGGACCCUGGAGGGGCGCGGGGAACCACAGUAAACGAAACCAAAAAAAAGAAAAACCAAGGGGGAGCAAGCUGCAAAAGCCCCGAGCUGGAGCACUUCUAGGACCAGUAGGCCACAAGCGUGGCCGUUUUUGUGCAGUUCUUAGCAGACUCGGCGCCAUCUGAAUCAGCCACCUACGUACGGAAGCACCAGAGGCACCCGGAGCACGCGACAGCUUCGAAACUGAACAAAAAGAGGGCGGGGGGGCGCGGGCUCUUUGGAACUGAGUGAAGCGGCAGCCGGUCCAGCCCUCCUCGAAAAAGGCCACGAAGUUCGGCGCGUCUCUCUAUGUAUUGUUUGCCGGGUAGUUCUUGACUGCAGGGCUGUGCUUGGAAAACAACCAGAACACAGCUGCCCAGUUUUUUCGCCAAGGAUGGCCAGCCUUGCGAGCAGGGGCCCGGCACUUAGUCGAGGGGCUUAGUCAAUGCGGGUGAAACCGCCGAACGGGCGGGACCUGGUUCCCCAGUGAAAUACUUCAAGAGAGUGCGAACAACGCCAGCAAACCCCCCGACAAUCUGCGCACACACGGCGGCGCGCGUGAGUGGUCUGACUGGGGACAUUUAAAGGCGGCGGCGCGUCAUGUCUCUCUUCCUUGUAACUAAUCCCACGCGUGGGCCAUCUCUUAGGCACACCCCUACACCCAUCGAGCGGCGGGGGGUGGGCUCUCCUGACUUAAUGUCCCCGCCUGGCGCGAGAGCCGUGGGGCGCCGGGUGGUCAAAAGUUCAACGCUGAACAACAUCAAAAGACCCAAGGACGAAGAACCUGGGGCGGAGUGCCUCGGGCCUCUCUGAUUAUGGCGAAAAAUCUGACCGCAGACGACUGGGGCCCGGUGUUUCUAAUCAACCACCUGCGGAAGCACCAGAGGCGCAGCGAGUACGCUACACCGUCGAAACUCAACAAAAAGCGGAGGCGUAGGCUCUUUGGAGCUGAGGCGGCACCUGGUCCAGUCUUUCUUGAAAAAAGCCACGAAGUUGCGGCGGUCUCUCUGUUGUUUGCCGGGUUCUUGACUGCGAGGCCGUUUGUGGAGCAGAAAUUGGGAGACAGCUCGCCAGCUUUUUCGCCAAGGAUGGCCGUGUGAUCAGGAGCCUGGUACCUAAUGGAGAGACUUGGCCACUCAAAUUCGGCAAAACCGCCGAACGGUUUCGCGCUAAAUGAAAUACCUCAAAAGAGUGCGAACAACGUGAGGCAGCUAACCCCCCUGCCAAUCUGCGCACGCACGGCGGCGCGCGUGAGCGGUCUGGCCAUGCAUUUGGCGGCGGUGGUGUGUCUCUCUUCUUCGUAACUAUUCUUGCCCCCACGCGCGGGCCAUCUUCUAAGCACACCCCAACACUCAUGGGGUGGCGGGGGUGAUCUCUCCCAGAUUAAUAUCGCCACGCACCCGGCACGAGAGCUGGGGGGCGCGGGGUGGUCAAAAGUCCAACGCUGAACAACAUCGAAAGACCCCCGAAGCAACCCCGGGCGGAGCCGGGGCGCCUCAGGCUCCUCUGAUUAUGGCGAAAAGCCUGACCACAGACGCGCGGGGCUUGAAUGGAGAAAAUUCCAGCAAGGAAUGCAAAAAUCUGGACAGUAUCCAUUUGGCCCUUUUGGGCAUGAUAUGAAUGAAUCCGCAGAACACUGGCCGCUUAUUGUGCCUCUUUCAGGAGAACCCUCCCCCAAGUGCCGCGAGCAAAGAACCUGAGGCACCCGCCAAAUCCCCGCGCCCCUCCAGAACCAGAAUCCCCCAGCAAACUUCUGCAGGUUGAUGCGGUGGACUUUGGAGGGGCGCGGGGAACCACAUGAAACGAAACCAAAAGACAGAAAAACCAAGGGGGGAGCAAGUUGCAGAAGCCGCUAAGCGGAGCACUUCCAGGACUAGGGGGCAACAGUAGCGGGCGCCUUUGUGCAGUUCUUAGCUGCCUUAUUAUAAGUGUCGCGCGUUCUCACUCAGAGCAGAUAACUAAGUUGUAGCGCAGCUUGCUAUAGCUGCUGGCAGGUCGUGGCGCCAUCCAUCGUCAUGCGCUCACGUUCUUAGACUUGUGCUGCCACGCAUCUACCCCUAGCUCGACUGCUGAAAAAUCUGAAUGAUCUUGAUCAUGAUCUUUCUCCAAGUCCAAAAGCCAUUGCAGUGACAUUUUUAUGAAAGUCAAAGUAAGUUUGGACUAGAGUCCCAGCAAGACAGAAAGCAAGCACUUCUUUCAACGUCAGCAGGUCUGAUCGAGUUGUUUCCUAGGGCUUCGGCAGAAUGAGCUUGAGCCCCCUCGUCCAUUGUCUUGUCAGGUACUCCGACGGUUACGUUCUACAGGCUGGCCGGUGUCUCAAAGUGGAGCCCGCUUUACUACGCGCAGGCAGAAGGACAGCAAGAAGAGGAGCCGCAAGAGGAGGACGGCCUCUUCUACUUGCAUGCUGUUCCAGGCACCGGGCCUUACGAAUGCUACAAGUGGACCACUACGAAAGCGCGCAGCUUUUUUCGUGAUCGAUACGCUGGAGAGGACCCGGGAAUUUUACUCCGUCGCCCUCUAGGUCCAAGACUGGGAGAUCCUCUGGUCUUUAGGAAAGUCGGCACCGACAGCACGGCUUUGCUUGAUCUGCUCCUUGUUGAGGGGGGCGCUCCUACCUUUUUCGUGCGGCAAACGGACGCCUCUCUGUCAUACGGCAAGACGGACGCCUCUCCACCUUCGGAGAUUCGCGGAAGCAUUCUUCUUCCCGCCAGUGUGGAAGUCGCAGGAAGUCCGAGGAAUUGCGGCUGCUUGCCUGGCUAUUCCACUGCUGCAAGAGCGCGGACGGUAGGCCAUGCGGCGCCGUGCGGGUUGCUGCACCUGUCAAACAAGUACGGGCUUCCAGAGCUCGCAAGCGUCAGCAAGAAGACGGAGGAUGCGAGUGGGUCUGUGACCCUUUCUGGAUUGCAGCUGCUGGCACAGCUUUCUUUUUCUCUCAUGAUUUCUCCUGAUGAUGUUCUAAUCUGGGUAGCCCCAGCGCUGCGCGCUGAAGUUGGGGCAUAUUCGAUCUGCGGAGUCCAAGUCCCGCUGUGGGCGGCGAAUGCACAUGCCGGCGCGUUAGCGGCGGACGCCAGCUGGCUCACAUUUGUACCGGGCGGCACCUCUCAGGAAGCGGAACUCGUGACCACGAACGAAGACACAAGGGCCUCGUCAGAUAAGGUCUUUGACACACUUGCGGAGCGGUGGAUCGUGGAGAAUUUCAGGACGUUGCCACACGAGAAAGAAAAUUUUGACGACGACAAGAACCCGACAGCGAGUGUGGUGGUUCUCGACUACGACCGGCUACCUUGCUUCACGCUCCCCCGCUGGCAGAAGAGGGCCACGACUCUACCUCUAGUUGUCGAACGGCAGCGAGCUUCUACUCAAUCUCAAGCGAAAAAAAAAGGGCCAGCUUCUCCCGCCCCACGGCGACUUCAACUAGCUCGGGUUGUUCAGCAUGCAGAUGGCGUGCACACGUUUAGUGCGACAGACCAUGCUCGACCACUGCAGCACGCAGCCACGCAGCUGCAUGCACUGGGGCGGAAGUGGCAUUCUCAACAGGCUGAAGGUGCCAUCGAGGAGAAAGCCGCCCCGCUUCCUGCUGCCCGUGAGAUAUCCAGGCCAGAGAACGCCUUCGCACGGACGUUCUGCCUCUUCGAACAGGCCGGCGAUGAUGAGACCACUGCUGGAAUAAAAGCGAUAGCUGCAGCAUCAGACGAAGUUGGUCCGAAAAGGUUCUGUCUGCUUUAUCUUCUUUUUUUAGAAAUGAAGGAGCCCGGUGCAGCGAGUAGUGCGCUGGUGACGGUUGAUAAGAUUGUGGCCUCAUCGCCACAUGGAGCAGUGUCAGAGGCAUUGCGGGAAUUCUCCUUGGAGGAGGACGAAGAAGCCACAGGAGGACAACGCAGCUACGCCGCAGAUGAGUCCCAAUUUGGCGGUGGAGGUCCAGCUCGCAUUCAGCUUGCUCUUGCGGAGAGAAUCGUCCUCGGCUGGAUUUGCUCGGUGUUUUCGAUGGGAGAAAGUACAGACUCUACACACGACGCAGCAUGGGACGAGCUCAAGGCGGUCGCCUUUCUGCAGCUUGUUCUGCACUUUUUGGACGACAUAACGACUUUCGGCGGAGGCAAGUCGCCUGCAAGAAUGUGUGCAGACGUUGCGCGCGCGCACAUAGUACAGAGCGCACAGGGCACGAGCGCCGGAGCACGCGGGCUUAGCCUGGAGGCGCGACUUCCGGGCGGAGCGGCCCAGGUCGGCAAGCUCGUCUACGAAUUGUUCGUCCGCGAUCUCGGCGCAACUGCUGAAGUUCCUCUGUAUGUUCGAAAUUGGCUUGCAACAAUGCAAGGACGGCAGCGCGACGCAGCAGCAAUCUCGAGUGAAACAGCGCAAACUCUGGUAGUGCAGAGCAGCCAAGCAGUGGAGCUCCGCGGCAUAGACAGGUGUAUGCCCUUGCCCAUUCUCCUCGGCUCACAAGGCUUGUCACAUGUGCAGAACCCUCUACAGCGGCUUCGCUGCAGUGUUGACGGAUGUUUUACCCAGGGUGGCUCGAAGGGGGAGCUGCUUAAUCGACAACCGGACAGAGAACUUCCUGUGUGUUUUGCCUACGUUUAUACACUGCAAGCGCCUGGCGCCUGGCACGAUGAAGCAGAACCGGCCACAGGCACAGCGCCAGCGCUGGCCAACUUCUUACCACCUGGCGCUGGGGUGAGGGCCAGGGCUUCUAGCGUUCCCCCUUGGUGUAAAAGUACAUCUUCAACAACUUCAAUCUCAAUCAGCGAAGAUCUUACGAAAGAUUCGGUCUGGGCGAUUCAGCUCUCCAUCCUGGGUCACGAGACGGAGUCCGCCUCGAAGCACGGACUGACCACGCCCGCGCUGGACUGGCGCUCGCUCCUCGCACUCUUAGCGGACUCCGGAUGCAGACGGUGGACACGAAAAUUCGCUAAAUCAAUAUCCGACCAAAAUAGAAUUGCGCGUCUCCACUUUCGCGUAAAGACGCUUGCUAAGCGUUUACUGCUCGAAAAGCGGCCAGCAUUCUCUCCUGAAAGACGGACACCAGAUGAGCAGCCAAAAGCCGCGAAAUCGACAGCGCGCGCAGCAAUCGAAGCCAUGGGUGAGGAGUUGCUAGCGUUUCAGCUGUUGCAGGAUAUCACACUCCGCGACGAUCAGCGUGAAGCGCUGGAAGCAUUGGACUGGCCUCGCGACGAGGAAGCGGGGACUUUCCAGCUAGCGAUGCCCGUCAUUUCGCAUCCGUGCGCAUUUGACGACCGACCGACCGACCGCUCGAACGUUGCUCAUGAGGACCGUGCAGUAGGUGGAAGCCCCGGCCUGCAAGGUGGGCGGAAGGUUUCGAAGGUUCAGAAUUACUCUCCGGCCCGUGUCAGGUUCCUGCUUCUGCGUAUGGGGUUCGGAAAAACGAAAGUGCUCUCGCCCCUCGUCAGCAUGCUUUUCUUGUACAAAGGCUUCCUGCCGAUCACGGUGAUGCCGCCAGCGCUGUUUCAGAUCACGCAAAAUGACUUGCGACACUCCUUACGCGAAGCGCAAAUCCACGUGCAGCCAUUUUUUGCGUCGGAGGCGGCGGCUGACGCGAGUGCGCUGCGUAGGCUUUCGGCUGAGGAAUGGGAAGGAAUUGCGGACCGGCUGCGACUAGCCGUUGCGGAAGGCACUACGACUUUUGUCGCCCAGCCGUUUCAAAUUCGAGCACUGGCGCCGCUCGAGGAUAUCUUUUGGCACCAAUGGCACAGGAUGAGAGAGUCGAGCAGCGCAGCUACCCACGAUGCCGAACCACUGGAAAAAAUCAAAGCAAAGGCAGCUGCACUGUCUCAGGUUAACGCGCUGGUCCGGGAAAGCGCACACUUGCUGUUGGAUGAGAUGGAUGACCUGAUGCGAGCCGGCACAUCCGUGGUCCUCCCGCUCGGGGAGCAAGUUGCACUAGGAGAGAAUCUGCUGAAGACUGUGGUUUGUGAUUGGCUCUUCGAUGGAUUACUUGGAGGUAAACUACUUGAGCACCAUGACGAGAGUUUGCUCGCAGAGGUCGUGCGCAAUACUUUUAGUUCGACGAACUGGAAGAGCCUAUUACUCGAAGCAGCCCGAGCCGCGCAACCGCAGGCAGAAGCGCUCGCUUCUGCAUCUUCGUCUACUGCUGAUGGGGUCCAGAAACUCGGCACCGCUUUCGUGGAAGCAAUUUUUUCGACGGAGCUGCCAGCCGCUCUUGCGGCGGAACCAGGAAGGGACUACGGAUUCUCAUUCGCAAGCCCGAGUCUCGGCAUCGUAAUUCCCUACGGGGGGCCGUGGGCACCUCGAGAAAGCUCCCGCUUUCAGAAGCCAUGGCAAUCCGUUUUUCGAACUGUGUUGCUGCUGCUUUCUGUGCAGCCAGAAGUCGACGGCGCGGGCAAGGGCGUUGGCGAUGCGUGGCAGCGUCGGCGAUACAUGCGAGCGUUUCUGCUCGACCUGGCGCGGCGAGCGGACGCGGACGCUGUCGAAGCAAAAAAGCAGCUGCUGGACCAGUAUGUCAAAGAAGCUGUGGGCGCCAAGAAUAGAAGAGGGCACAAGAUAACGCAGGAGCCUGCCUUUCAACAGGUUCUGGCAGAAUCUUUGUCACCGGCAAGAGGUGGAGUCGCCGCUGAGGACGCUUUUACCUUCAGUGAGGCAGCGCAGCUCGUGGCCCCCACUGAAACGGCCAAGAUCAAUGACGCCUUUGCGGGGGUGAUGCAGGAAGUCGACACAGAGGGGCCCGCCCGGGAGCAGGGUCUACCGGCAACGCCCAGACGAACCUUUGGAGCCCGACCCCCGAAGAAAGAGGGGGCAGCGUCGGAGGCUCUGGUCAUGGCCUCGCUAAGGGCAUUUGCCAUCUUCCGCGCCAACCUCUUGCAGUCAACAAGUGGAGAGCCCUCUGGCGGGGAGCAGAGGCGAGUUGCUUUUUCCUUCUUCCGAGCCUACUUCCGUUUCCUCUGUCGCAAGGUGUUCAGUGACAAGUACCAACUCGGUAUAUAUCUGGAAUACAGCGAAGGGACCUCAAUCGACCUUGCAACGACAGGGGCAGCGAUCACAGGAUGGAGCGGCACGGAGGAAGAGCAUGAGGCGUUUCCUUACUGGGUGAAAAAAGAUCGCCGUAGCGAUACCACAGAGGCUAUCUAUCAGAGGAUGGCGCGCAUGCCCAGUCCUCAGGUGAGGGUAAUCAACACGGGAAGCCCCGCGCAGUCGCUCGCCAACACACCAGCCGCCAGGGCGUCUGACUCCGAUGGGCACGAAGCGGCCGGCGGGCGCAGGCUCAGCCCCGUUGAUCUAUUGUCUCCGGAGGCCAUCGACAGCGACGCGAAACCCCAUGAGGGGGCGGCCAAGCUUGCGCCGCUGCAUGGGGUGAUCGACGCUGGUGCGCUCUUGUGGAAUUUUCACGAAGAGGAAGUCGCAACUUCCUUCUUGCGGUAUUUUCUCGACUUCCGCAACUCUGCGUCUAGAGUCGAGCAGGACAAGGGCCGGGCGAUGUUUCCUGCUGUCGCAGUUGCGUUCCAUACGUUUUCCGGCAGGUUGGCCGUGAAGGUAGGAGAGGUCAAGACGAUCGGCGCCGAGCGCGUGUGGACUGUUCGCGCAAAGCCCAUUAUCAUGCGUGGCAGUGAUCACGAAGACAUCGAGAGGGUGGUCGUGAAAGACUUGAAGCUCCAUGAGCUGGCUGGAGUCUCAGCAGAGGAGUGGCGGAGGCUUCUGUUUUGUUACUACUCCACGAAGCGAACGACCGGCGUCGAUUUUCCUUUGCCGAAAACCAAGGCGCGCGCCCUGCUCACGAGUGGGCCGCGGGUGGCGGCGUCGCGAUUGCGACAGGCUGCGCUGCGGGCCCGCCAGUUCCUCGAGAAAGAUGGCCAACAGCUACAGGUGGUGGUCACAGAUGAAGCACUGAAAAUCUGGGAGAAAGCAGGACGCGAAUCAUGGACAGGAGGAAGCCUAGCUUUCAGCGAUAUUAUUUCGGCUGCGACAGGCGUCGAGGCCUCAGCCGUGGCACAGUCUCAGCUCUACGCGCUGCAGCUAACCAUGCGAGGGCUUGCUUCCGAUUUCGCGCAUCGAGCAAGGGCUAACUUUUUUAGCAUGAUAGAGGUAGAGCUACAGCAGCGGGACGAGGACAAAGACACGGAGAGGGCCGCGUGCUUGGUUGCAGGGCAAGAUCUUUUAGUCCAGAAAGUUUCGGAAACUGAAAGGGACUUCGGCUAUGAGUCGCUUCCAGAAACUGACGAUGGCACGCCGCAAGGACACUUGACGACAAUGCUGAAGGAAGCUGAAAAUCUGCAGACGAGCUUGACCGCAGGCGUUUACAAUGUUGCAGAAGCUUGCAAAUAUCAGUCUGAGGCGGUCACAACAAUUGGGCGCAUCAAUUCCGUGCGCGAUUACUUGAAAAAGAAGAUCCAAGAAGAGAGCGAAAGCAGCAGCAGCCGGGUCACCGCAGGCACUUCUGAAGAUGCUGGAAGCAGUUGGCUACAAGGACAAAAGGAGAUGAUGGUGGAACAAGAAGAGGAUAGAGAAGAAGAGCAGGAGAUGGAGCGGGAAUCCGAGCGCGACCUAGCGUUUGGGUUUGGCUCCAUUCGGAUCUACGAGCCCAGCCCGGAAGACGGCAAGCUGGAGGUGCGGUGUGAGUCCUCUUCAGAUUCAGCAGAUUUCCGCAACGCACCUGUUGGCAUGCCCUUGAUUCCGCUUGCGCAAAUGCCCCUUCCCACACGCGCGCAACUACUUGUGAAGGAAUUUAAGCUCGCAGGCAGUAUCGGGUCAGCUCGCGCUGCGCCGUUUCUCGACGGUUUUUACUUGUCACGCAGGUUCCCAGUUUUCUUCAAGCCAGAAGACGGCACCACAGGCAUGCCGCAGAUACCAAUUGACCAUCCCAAAGUCUCGCUCAGCUGGAGCGUUCGGUCGCUCGACUUGCGCUUACUGCGGCGCGCGUGCGUUUUUUUCGUGAUCUUCAAUAAUGGAGAAACGGCUAUGCCUAUGAGGGUGAGCGCCCCUGCUUUCUUCUUUGCGGAGACCAUUCAGGACUGCCGGCUCGCGCGGGACGCAAUGAUGGACGGCCGCAACCCGGAAGAGGCCCACGUCGUGUUUGAGCGGGUGCUCGACUUCUCACCGGUCAUCCCAGCAGGCGGCGGCCAGGAGUUUGAUUUUCUCCAAUCCGCAACAGUGCACAUGCCAGAUGAAGCUGAAAUUUCGGCGAAGCAGGGUGGCGCACUCUCGCUCUCGGGAGAACAGCAGUCCCAGACGCAAAUGGCGCUAUGUGAAAUGAGCAUCCGAACUCAGUUGCUGCUUGGGGACUCACAGAUGCUUCUGCGGCUGCUCAGAUAUGAGGAGCGCCGCGAAUUGCAGAGGCGACUUGAACCAUCGAGCAAAACGGGGCUGCGCCCAGUUGUAGACGUGUGCGGGGACACGCAUCCGUUCCCAUACACACGAACCAUGCUGAGGGUGAUUUGCAACGGAGCGACGAAAGGGAGCGAAGCUCCGUACGCCCAGACGCCAUUGCCUGUGGAAGUAGAGGAGGGCUUUUCCCUGACAGAGGAAGCCGCUGCCAAGGACAAGGUCACGGACGAGCUGCAACUACUAGUGGACACCUAUUGUCCGACUCUGGCACAGCGACUGCGGCUGAGGCUCUUCUUAGCAACAACCAAGAACGACGGGGAGCCGGCAGUGACGAGGGCUGCGGAGGAGUACCGGGAAAAAGCUAACGCUCCGAUAAUGCUGGUUAUGCUAUUCAAGUGACGCGCAAAAAAUAGAAAUAGUACUGAGGACUCUUUGUGGCUGGUGAAAUUAAAAUUAGGGGUUGGAGUAAGAUGAAAAGCAUUCGCAGGGGAUAAAACUAGUUCUAAAUUAUAGAAACGUACUUAUAAUAGUACUUUUAUUCUUAUAAGAUAUAUUGUAGUUUGCGAUCGGAAGCUCUGAUGGUCUCAAGCAUAAGAGUUGCUUAAUAAGUGAUGAUAUGAUCCACUACAAUCUGACUUGCUUCUUCCGUUCGCCAUGAUUUCCUAAUGAUCGUUAUCCUUACUCCGAAACUGUGUCGCCUGUAUUCAUUGUUCUCAUCGUAGUGCCUUGCGGAGUUCAGUGUCCGCAUUCUAGUGGGGCUACUAUGUCUCUCAAUCGUGCUAGAGUUAAAGUACCUCAAGGUGGCCAGCGCGCAGUUUUUAGAAUACUAUCUCCACUAAAUUCGACUCUCUCCAAAAUUCUCUAACAGAUGAUAGAUACCUAGCCGCUUUUUGCUUUCUUGUGUGUGACGUGGGAUAGUAAAAGUAGUAAAAAUAAUAUAGAAAAUUCAUCGUGAAGUUUUUUUUUUGAUAGCGUUGGAGUUGGUGUCUGAUUCUCCUACUGAUGCAAGGAUAUAGAGCUCUGGCGUCGUUGAUAUUUAUCAGCUGUUCUAAGUUUAGUGCUACUGCUCGACAAGUGGCGCGCUGGUUUGGGCAGCGGGCACAGAUUUCCCUUGUUACCAAUUUACAUUUACAACAGUUUACAUUUAGAUCUAUGAUUUGAAACUACCAGCCUCUUCCACGUGCAGUAGUUCGCCUCUAUGCCACUUGUCGAGUUGGAAAGUAGUCAGUUUAACAGGACGUUUAGUUUUGAUCUAUGAGUGAAUGAAUGAGAGUGUUAUCUUAUCGAGAAAAAGAAGACUGAGUAUUUAAGGUGUAUUAAGUAUCGUUAAGAAGAAAGCUGAGCAUCGUUAAAAAGAAACUGGAAGACGCCGAGUAUUUAGAAUGUAAAUGUGUGAGAAUUCAAUUAUUAAUACGAAGUCUUUUUUUAUAAUGUCCCAGAUCGUCGAUGUCGAAUUAAUAAAAUCAAUUCACUGAAUAAAUACCUGAGUUACUACUGACUCUAGCCGUACCCGUAAAUCACUAAGAACGCUGCUCGAAGAAAUGAAAGAAAUGCGCCCUGCCUCCUAGGAUCCACCACCCAUCCCACCAAAAGUAAGCUUAAUGGGGGUGCCUAGUCUGUAGGGGUUGGGAUAGUCUGUUGUUUUCUUGUAUAUUUCAAAGUCUAGGUCAGCAUACUCGAAUACCCGAUGACUAUUAAGAAGAAUAAGAGCAGUAUUAUUUAAGAGCAUGAGCAAGUGCAAGUGCAAGACUAAAAUGAAACUGAAAAGGCAAGAGGAAGAAUUUUGCUUCUCUUUUGGGGAGCGAUAGCCUAGAUGAGGACCGCCGACGUAGAAUUGAACGAGGAUAGACGAUUAAUUUUAUUAUUUGCAUUUAGUUUUCUUUUUCCUUUUCGAGUAGUAGCGAUUGGUGAGGAAGCAGACGAUGCUAAAGGUAGACCAUCAACUGAAACUACAACAGCAACAACUUAUCAUCUCAACGAUUAUAGCUUGCAAAACGUUUAGGUUUAGCGGACACUCUCAAAGCACAAACAGUUUCACCAGAUCUAUUUAUGUCAAUUAGAAGCCGAAUGAUUUUCUCUUCCGUUAUUCCUGGAAAUUCGAGGGGAAGGGCCACAUGGCUGCGAAAAGUAGGCCCCUGCGUGCUAUUCAGACCUCCAGAAAGGCUAAGAUAUAUGAAGAUGAAUGGACGAAAAAUCUCGAAAAGCGCAGAGAUGAUUCAAAGCCUCCCCUUCAAGCGUUUGAGGGAGAACAGCACUAGGCAGACCUUGGAGAUGGAGG